Lates calcarifer (barramundi perch) is the source of this 966-nucleotide messenger RNA. Its product is annotated as casein kinase II subunit beta. Lineage: Eukaryota; Metazoa; Chordata; Actinopteri; Centropomidae. The transcript has 7 exons. The record is from RefSeq and is a predicted model, not a curated record. The coding region runs from base 121 to 768 and encodes 215 amino acids. Gene Ontology annotation, molecular function: protein kinase regulator activity. Gene Ontology annotation, cellular component: protein kinase CK2 complex; cytoplasm.
CUUGCGUCAUUGGGGAACUUUAUUUUGAAAUUUCUGAUGACCGGAAGACUUAUUUGUCAUCGAGCGCAGACAAAUUAGCCAAGCUAGCAAAUUCAUGUGUUAACUAAUACAGAAGGGAGGAUGAGCAGCUCAGAGGAGGUGUCCUGGAUAUCCUGGUUCUGUGGACUGAGGGGAAAUGAGUUCUUCUGUGAGGUUGAUGAGGACUACAUACAGGACAAAUUUAACCUGACGGGUUUAAAUGAGCAGGUGCCUCACUAUCGCCAGGCUCUGGACAUGAUUCUGGACCUGGAGCCAGAUGAGGAACUUGAAGAUAACCCGAACCAGAGUGACUUGAUAGAGCAGGCAGCAGAGAUGCUCUACGGGCUUAUACACGCACGUUACAUCCUCACUAACAGAGGCAUUGCACAGAUGCUGGAAAAGUAUCAGCAAGGGGAUUUUGGCUAUUGCCCCAGAGUCUAUUGUGAGAAUCAGCCAAUGCUUCCUAUUGGUUUGUCAGACAUCCCAGGAGAAGCAAUGGUGAAGCUUUAUUGCCCAAAGUGCAUGGACGUGUACACCCCUAAAUCCUCCAGACACCACCACACAGAUGGAGCCUAUUUUGGAACAGGGUUCCCCCACAUGCUGUUCAUGGUGCACCCAGAGUAUCGUCCAAAGCGACCAGCCAACCAGUUUGUGCCAAGGCUAUAUGGUUUCAAGAUUCACCCAAUGGCUUAUCAGCUUCAACUUCAGGCUGCAUCAAGUUUCAAGAGCCCCGUCAAGACAAUUCGCUAGAACUCCGGUUUGACAAAGAUCGUGGACUCAAAGACUUUGUAGUUUACUACUUGUUUGAAGCAAUGGAUUAUAUAUUCCCAAUAAAUGCCAGUACAAUUCUCCAAACUCACCUCUGUGUUGAGACACUUUCAGAUUUAUCCAUUAUCUUUCAUUUAGUGAAACUAUUUUUCUGUAUUAAACAUAUUAUCAUUCCCUUAA